AUGAUGAACCCAAAAAGAGGUACAAAGGAAGAGAUAGCAGCCGCCGACACAAAGUUCAGUAAGGAGACUCUACGACCCGAUGACAGAAAUUAUAUAGACAACCUGGACAAAGUCUACAACGACAAAUGUGGUCCGGAAUGCAAAAAGUCUUUGGACUCUUACGAAUCCAAGCUGUCCGCUCAAAAAAAGGCACAGGAGAAGAACCCAAAUACUUUACCAGGCGACAGGGCAGGAAGAGGCGAAACCAACUCGGCAGAAGACACCUAUCAGCACAGGUUGAAUCACUUGCGGCUGGCCAGGGGUGUUAGCGGUGAAGAUGCCGCGAAUGAACUUGCGUCGUGGCACUCGGUCGAAUCCGCGCGGAAAAAGGAUGCGGAGGCGCAGGCGCUGAGGGAUGCCCAGAAGAAUGGCAAGAAUGGCCAAGGCAAGCAGGCCCGCUAA
Colletotrichum spaethianum is the source of this 441-nucleotide messenger RNA. RefSeq lists its product as uncharacterized. The transcript has a single exon. Bases 1 to 441 code for a protein of 146 amino acids. The record is from RefSeq and is a predicted model, not a curated record. NCBI's taxonomy places the organism in Eukaryota, Fungi, Ascomycota, Sordariomycetes, Glomerellales, Glomerellaceae.